Messenger RNA from Blepharisma stoltei, 495 nucleotides. The record is from the annotation of a GenBank genome assembly. NCBI's taxonomy places the organism in Eukaryota, Ciliophora, Heterotrichea, Heterotrichida, Blepharismidae.
AUGAGUCACCUCAUUCCCUUAGAAAUCACCCAGUUCCUCAAAACCCAAACAAUUGCAACUGAUAUUGCAAGAAAAGUUCUUCGCCAAGCAAUAAAAGGUGAAAAUAUUGAUGGAGAUUUAGAAAGCAGCUUGUACUUGGUAUUUCAAGCUUUAUUAGUCAACAAUCCAUCGAAAUCAAAGAUCUCUGAAAUACUGACUUCCAUAAAACUGGGCGAGGAAUUUAUAUCAGAAAUAUUGCAAAGCUGGGAUGAUAUUCCAAAGCCACGCUAUGGGGUUGUUUUCCCACAGCUUGUGGAUGUGAACUGGAAAUCUUCACAUGUAAUUUCUACAUCUGAGGAAAAGAGAAUUCAUUUGCCUUCUUUAUCAGUCAAUUUGAACAUCCAAGAAGCUUCUGGAGAAUUUUCAAGUUUAUCUUUCACUUGCAAUCGUGAACAAUUAGCUGAUUUAACUUAUAAAUUGAAAUCUGCACUAUUGCAGGUAGAAAGGUUUAAAUAA